This is a messenger RNA of Brassica rapa (field mustard), 1839 nucleotides long. Its product is annotated as 3-ketoacyl-CoA synthase 8. Gene Ontology annotation, biological process: fatty acid biosynthetic process. Gene Ontology annotation, cellular component: membrane. NCBI's taxonomy places the organism in Eukaryota, Viridiplantae, Streptophyta, Magnoliopsida, Brassicales, Brassicaceae. The record is from RefSeq and is a predicted model, not a curated record. Gene Ontology annotation, molecular function: acyltransferase activity, transferring groups other than amino-acyl groups.
GCAGGUGUGUAGAACAACAUUAAAAAUAAAUAUAAAAUCUUGCCUCAUUAUGCAAGAAGAGCAAGUAAAAUUAAUUUGUUUGGUUAUCGCUUGCUCAAUUCACGGUCCAUUUUCUAUAUAUGUAAACCGAGCCAUCUCGAAACGAAAGGCCACAACACAGCUUACUAAGAGCAAACACAUAACAAACUUUUUCUUCUCUUCUUUCCACUGUUUAGGGAAAUCUCCAAUGAAGAAUUUAAAGAUGUUUUUCUUCAAGAUCUUGUUCAUCUCAUUAAUGGUAGCAUUAUCCAUGAAAGGAUCUGGGAUCAACUUAGAAGAUCUACAAAACUUUUUUCACCAUAACCUAGAAACCAUAACCCUUCUUUCAUUUCCUCUGCUUUUCCUGUUGACCAUCUACAUGUUAAGCCGACCCAAACCCGUUUACCUCGUCGACUUCUCCUGCUACCUCCCACCGUCCCAUCUCAAGGUCAGUGUCAAAACACUGAUGGAACAUGCGAGACGUGCAAGAGAAGCAGGCGUGUGUUGGAAGAACAAAGAGAACGACUAUUUGAUUGAGUUUCAGCAGAAGAUUCUUGAACGUUCCGGUCUCGGUCAAGAAACAUGUAUCCCCGAGGGUCUCCAAUGCUUCCCGCUUCAGCAGGGUAUGGCGGCUUCACGUAAAGAGACGGCGGAAGUCAUAUUCGGAGCGCUUGACAAUCUCUUCCGCAACACCGGUGUUAAGCCUGGCGAGAUCGGUAUCUUGGUGGUGAAUUCUAGCACAUUUAAUCCAACUCCAUCACUUGCUUCCAUGAUUGUUAACAAAUACAAACUCAGAGACAACAUCAAGAGUCUAAAUCUUGGAGGAAUGGGUUGCAGUGCUGGAGUCAUAGCCAUUGAUGUUGCAAAGGGAUUAUUACAAGUUCAUAGGAACACUUACGCCAUCGUAGUAAGCACAGAGAACAUCACUCAGAACUUGUAUCUGGGGAAAAACAAAUCAAUGCUAGUCACCAACUGUUUGUUCCGGGUCGGUGGCGCCGCUAUUCUGCUCUCUAACAGAUCUAGAGACCGGGCACGCGCAAAGUACGAGCUUCUUCAUACCGUAAGGAUCCAUACCGGAUCUGAUGAUAGGUCCUUUGAGUGUGCAACACAGGAAGAAGAUGAAGAUGGUAUAAUCGGAGUUACCUUGACAAAGAAUCUACCAAUGGUGGCUGCAAGGACUCUUAAGAUCAAUAUCGCCACUUUGGGUCCUCUGGUUCUUCCAAUGAAAGAGAAGCUAGCUUUCUUUGUGACAUUCCUCAAGAAGAAGUAUUUUAGGCCGGAGUUGAAAAACUAUACCCCGGACUUCAAACUCGCCUUUGAGCAUUUCUGUAUCCAUGCUGGUGGAAGAGCUCUAAUAGAUGAGCUUGAGAAGAAUCUUAAGCUGUCUCCAUUACACGUUGAGGCGUCUAGAAUGACACUUCACAGGUUUGGUAAUACUUCUUCGAGCUCGAUUUGGUAUGAGUUGGCUUAUACAGAAGCUAAAGGAAGGAUGAAGGAAGGCGACAGGAUUUGGCAAAUUGCUUUGGGAUCAGGUUUUAAGUGUAACAGUUCUGUUUGGGUGGCUCUACGAAACGUUAAGCCUUCGGUUCACAAUCCGUGGGAAGAUUGUAUGGACAGAUAUCCGGUUGAGAUUGAUAUUUAAUUUUGUGGUUUAGGCCAUGUUGGCUAUUUUAUCGAACUAUCUAUCUUUGUUUGGUUUGUGGACCAUUUCUUACGUUUGUUCUUCAGAGUUUCGCAUCGUAUGUUUAUUCAUGUCUCAUGGUUGUUUUUGUAUGGUACUUGUUCAAGUAAGAAUUGAUGGAUGUUAUAGAAUAUUCUUUA